Messenger RNA from Guillardia theta CCMP2712, 700 nucleotides. RefSeq lists its product as hypothetical. The coding region runs from base 31 to 657 and encodes 208 amino acids. NCBI's taxonomy places the organism in Eukaryota, Cryptophyceae, Pyrenomonadales, Geminigeraceae. The transcript has 4 exons. The record is from RefSeq and is a predicted model, not a curated record.
GGCAACUCAGCGCCUGUCCAUCAGCACUUGAUGUUCAGUAAUCCGCAGGCUGCAAGCGGUGGCGAUUUUUUCGAUGGUAACGGUUUUCAAAACGACCUUGUGUCCCACAGUGGCUACCCGUCACAGCCUAGCGGCAACGCGUACAGCAACCCGCAGCUUGCCAAGAAUAAUGUAGCGAAGCAAGCGCUCUCCACGCUCGUGAACUUGGAAAACUUAGAUGUUUCCGCGAAGGAAGCACAGCAGAAGGCAAAAGAGGACGAAAUAGCAAAGUUUCAGGCUGCAGCUCCUAAGAAAUCGAUGGCACAGUUGGCCAAGGAGAGCUCACAGCUUCAUGCCGGAGUUUCGCUUCCUCUGGGUGGUCAUACGAUGUCUCCUCCCACUCAAUCAUUCCAAAAUCCAUAUGGAAUGGGAACUGCCAUGCCCUUCCCACCAGGACAGCAAGGGAUGAUGAUGACCUCAGGACAGGGAAUGAUGAUGAAUGCUGGUCAAGGAAUGAUGAUGAAUGCUGGUCCAGGAAUGGCCAGGAAUAAUUUCCCUCCCAACAACGGCUUUGGGAUGUACAAUAACAUUCAAUCUGGUCAGCAGAUGGGAGGAGGAAUGCCGGGAUUCGGGAACAACAACAUGAAUUUUCAGGGUUUUUCGAACAACCCAUUUUAAUAUCUCGUUUAAACAUGAUAAUGCAAACAAUCAGAAUUCUUGU